AGUUUGACUGAGUGGUUUCACAGAGAGCAGAGGCAUUUGAGUCGGGGCACACAUGCUUCAGCAGUGAGGCUGCACUCCCCUUGGCUGGCUGGCAUCCCAGAGCAGAGGCAGAGGAGAACUGAACUGAAACCGAUUUAGCAAGUUGUUUAGAAAGAAGAAAGAAAGAUUAACGUUCUGAGGAGAGUGUAUAAACUAGAGUUGUUCUCGGUGAGUUGUAGUGAGGUGGCGAGCGGUUUGAUUUGACAGUUAUGGCGGAUACAGGGGUCAAAAAGGAGCACUCAGAAGUGCCGUACGAUGACGACGAGGUAGCUCUGGUUGGCGCCGCCACAGAGCCGGCCGUAGACGAGGACGACCCCGUCGAGGAGGAUGGAGGCAAGAGCGAAGCCCAGAUGAACGGCGUCAUGGUUCUGUCUCUGCUCGACAAGAUAAUCGGGGUGGUGGACAAGAUCCAGCAGACCCAGAAUGGACUCGAGGCUCGGCAGGAGGCCAUGGAGAAGUCGGUGUCAACCAUCCAAGGGGAGCUGGCGAAGCUGUCCAAGAACCACAACGACACGGCCAACACCGUCAACAAAAUGCUGGACAAGGUGCGCAAGGUCAGCGUGAACGUCAAGACGGUACGAAGCAACCUGGAGAAGCAGGCGGGCCAGAUCAAGAAGCUGGAGAGCAACGAGAGCGAGCUGCUGAAGAGGCGCAACUUCAAGGUCCUCAUCUACCAGGACCAAGUGAAGACACCAAAAGAAUCCAAAUCCAAGACAGCAGAGAGUAAAGCAGUGGAGGGCCUGGAGCAGAUCCCUGAGGAUGGCCAAGAGGAAGACAAAGCAAACCCCAAUUCAGAUGAAGACAUUGUGGUUGAUGAAAUUGUUAUCGAGUCCCGUACAAAGCGCAUUCAACAUGCCACCAAGCAGCAAGUAGACAACAUCAAGAAGGUCUUCUCCAAAGAGCAGAUGGAGAAAACCAAACUAAAGACCAAGGAAAACUUGGAAAAAACCAAACAGAAGACGCGUGAGAACCUGGAGAAGACGAGGCAGAAGACCCGCGACAACCUGGAGAAGACAAAGCACAGCUUGGAAAAACAAAUGGGCAAACUCGGAAGCCGCAUGACCCCAAACCAGGAGCGCCGAGCGAAGAUAAAAAGCUCCAGAGAUAAGAUGAAGAAGUCCCUCACCCCUAAUCACCCGUCUUCUGCUCGUUCCAAGACAACCGUGUAUCGGGUUCCUCCCUUUACCUUCCACGUUAAGAAGAUCCGAGAGGGGGUGGAAGAGGUGGUGCAGAACACAGAGAUGGUGGAGGUGACAGAGGAUCUGCCAGAGGAAGAAGAUGGUGUGGUGGUGGAGGAAGGGGAGCUAGUGAAUGUAGACAGCCCCGAAAUGCAGUUUCCGUUAGAGGUAACUGAAGACUCUCUGGUUAAGUUGGAGCCAGAGUAUCUAAAGAAGACCCAAAGUGAAUAAAAGCUCCACAGAUCAGUCGAGGAAGAAGAAGGGAACAGUCCUGAUGAUCGUGUUGGAUGAGAAAGACACAGUAAUGGUCAUGAGAUGAUCACUUUCUGAUCUCUAUUCUCCUUUUUUAACCUAACAGGGAUGACUUUCGUGCUUGCUCAUUUAUCCGAUUUUUAACGAAAAACAAAGCUAGCUUAUAAAAUAUCCUAUAUAGGCUGACUGCUAUGCUUGAUUUAUGUGCUCUUAGUUUGAUUUAUUGUCAUCAAAGGGAAAAGGGCAAAGCAAAUAAUUUAUAAAAGUAAUAUUUUGUAACUCAAAAGUAAGAAAAGUGUCCCUUUUAUGACACAUUCUUACGAAUGACAAAGAAACGUGGAUUUAUGUGCAAAAGGAUGGUUUAAUGCAAUGGUUCCGAACACAGGUCUUUGAGGAACACCAUCCUGCAUGUUUUAGUUGUUUCUC
Molecule: messenger RNA, 1895 nt
Organism: Nematolebias whitei (Rio pearlfish)
Lineage: Eukaryota; Metazoa; Chordata; Actinopteri; Cyprinodontiformes; Rivulidae
Gene: cavin1a
Product: caveolae associated protein 1a
Exons: 2
Coding region: 249-1448 (399 amino acids)
Biological process (GO): termination of RNA polymerase I transcription; transcription initiation at RNA polymerase I promoter
Cellular component (GO): cytoplasm; caveola
Molecular function (GO): rRNA primary transcript binding
Source: RefSeq, a predicted model, not a curated record